AUGGUACCGAGCGUCACUCAGCCAUCGCUAGCCUCCAUACCAAUCAGCUUUACGGUCGACUUCGAGAGGAAGUCCAAGCCAGCCCCGGGACCCACGGACAACGAGCAAGGAAAGGUUGCGUACGGCGUUAUCGAAGAAGUUCUUCAACUGAUAUAUCGGGCAAUGCCAUAUGCGGUGCGAGGUACUUACAGUUCGAUCCAUCGCCGCUUGGAUGGCCUCGAGCUCCCGUUUCACUCCGCCCGCGUUGCCUACGAAAACGGCGAUGUCGAGACUUUGGUAGCAAUCAGAGAAGCCAUCAGGGGGGAAUGGGUCAAAUUACAACCCCGGCUGUCGCGCGAAGCAUCUGCCAUCUCGCAGUCAAUCUACGACGUGUUCAAGACUAGGGAUAUCGCAGAACUGUCCGAGUCAAAUCCACGCGUCGUCGUGCCAGCAGAGACUAAGACGUCAAGUCCCGUUUCUACGAUGGAUGAGCUAAUGGACUGGGACUGGUCGGAAGUUAAAUGCGGGGUCCCCAAGCACGGUGAACCUGGCGUUACCAUUAAGGAGGAUAGUUGGAGGAUCUACAUCUACAAGGGCGAUAAAAUGUGGACGCGUCUGAAGACACCGCAGGCGAUAAGCGAAGCCAAGGAACGAGGCAGACGCGAUGGCAUACUUUGA
Alternaria arbusti is the source of this 657-nucleotide messenger RNA. RefSeq lists its product as uncharacterized. The transcript has 2 exons. Bases 1 to 657 code for a protein of 218 amino acids. NCBI's taxonomy places the organism in Eukaryota, Fungi, Ascomycota, Dothideomycetes, Pleosporales, Pleosporaceae. The record is from RefSeq and is a predicted model, not a curated record.